Messenger RNA from Clavispora lusitaniae ATCC 42720, 1074 nucleotides. It is a transcript of the gene SFP1, whose product is annotated as zinc-coordinating transcription factor. Gene Ontology annotation, cellular component: nucleus. Lineage: Eukaryota; Fungi; Ascomycota; Pichiomycetes; Serinales; Metschnikowiaceae. The record is from RefSeq and is a predicted model, not a curated record.
AUGUUCAACACCACCAUCUUUGACGGCCAGGGCGCACAGGAGCAGCCGGAUCUUCUUGCGCCGCCGCAACCCAUCGACAUCACAUACCAGCAGCGACAGCCGUCGAUCUUCAACAACCAGCGGUUCCGGCGCGAGUCCAUAGCCCACUCCCAGGGCAUGGGCGGCGUGCUGUGGGGCUCCGUCACCAUCGGCCUGUGGCUCAAGGACGAGGUGAUGAUGUUUGGCCAGAACCACCCUUCGCAGUAUAACAUCAUCAACCCACGCCGCGGCCUGGUGCGGUUUCUGGCCCCGAGCCACCCGGCCUCGCCGCCCAACACCACCAGCUACCUCCCCAACUUAGAGGCCGACUACUGCAAGGACUACCUGUGCUGCGGCCAGCUUCUCCCCACGUUGCACGACUUGCUUCGGCACUAUGAGGAAGCGCACAUUGCCAGCUCGCCGCCGCACGAGCCUGCCGCCCACAUGCUUGCGGCACAGCGGCAGAGAGCGGCCUUGAACUCGGCCCACAAUGUAUUGGAGACCGUUUCCACCAACGACGUUUUCCUCAACAACCACGGCCAGCCGCCCCCGCAAGGACUGUUGCACGUGCCCCCUUUCCAUCUCCAGCAGCAAACCAUCCACCAGGGCGCUCUCGGCACCAUUCUGCCGGCGCUGGCCUUGGGUCAUGUCGACGGGCCAGUACAGAGCCCGGCGUCGCCUGGCCCAAGCCAGCAGCAGCGCAAACCAACGCCGCAGGCCCGCGACGACGAUGCCAUGUACAUUGACGACCCGGCCCGCCAUCUCUACGUCAUGGAAAACGAGGAGUACAAGCCAUUCAAGUGUCCGGUGAUUGGGUGCGAGAAGACAUACAAGAACCAGAAUGGAUUGAAGUACCACCGUUUGCACGGCCACCAGAACCAGACCCUCAAGGAGAAUGACGACGGCACAUUUUCGAUUAUUGAUCCCGAGUCCAACACGCCCUACCUCGACGGCGCAGGCAUGGAGAAGGAUAAGCCAUACCGUUGUGAGGUGUGCGGCAAGCGUUACAAGAACUUGAACGGCUUGAAGUACCACCGUGGCCACACGACCCACUAG